AUGGGAGAUUUAGAAAUAGACCAGCCAGAUUCAGCUUUUAUUCAAUCCCCACAACACAGACCAAAAUCCUCAAUUAUCAUUCCUCAUGGUAUCCCUCUAAUCGAUCUCUCUCCCGUAAACUACCAAGACGAAACCAUCACCACCACCACAGCCUCACUUUCAAUCCAAGGCUUAGUCAAGGAAAUAGGUGAAGCAUGUAAAGAGUGGGGGUUUUUCCAAGUGAUUAAUCACAAAGUACCUUUGGAUAAACGUGAGAGAAUUGAAGAAUCUGCAAGGAAGUUUUUUGGACUUAGUUUGGAAGAGAAGAUUAAAGUGAGAAGAGAUGAAGUUAACUUUCUUGGUUAUUUUGAAGCAGAACAUACCAAGAAUGUUAGAGACUGGAAGGAGAUUUAUGAUUUCAAUGUUCAACAACCCACUUUUAUACCACCUUCACUUGAGCAAGAUUUUCAGUUCAAAUGGGAAAAUCGUUGGCCUCAAAAUCCUCCUGAGUUCAGAGAAGCAUGCCAAGAAUAUGCAGAAGAAGUGGAGAAACUAGCAUAUAAAUUGAUGGAACUUAUUGCAAUGAGCUUAGGUUUAGAACCGAAUAGGUUCCGUGGCUUUUUCAUGCAUAACACAAGCAAUAUAAGACUUAAUCAUUAUCCACCUUGUCCUUACCCUCAUCUAGCUCUUGGUCUUGGACGUCACAAAGACACUGGUGUCUUAACUGUGCUUGCUCAAGAUGAUGUUGGUGGUUUACAAGUUAAGAGAAAAUCAGAUGGAGAAUGGAUUCAAGUUAAGCCCAUUUUCAAUUCCUUCAUCAUCAAUGUUGGUGACAUGAUUCAGGUUUGGAGCAAUGAUGGUUAUGAGAGUGUAGAGCAUAGGGUUAUGGUAAACUCCGAGAAGGAUAGAUUAUCGAUUCCGUUUUUUCUGAAACCUGCACUCUACACUGAUGUGAAGCCCUUGGAAGAGUUGACAAACGAUGGUAACCCUCCCAAAUAUUCAACAAUCAAUUGGGGGAAAUUCCGCUCCGCAAGAAUGCAAAGUAAUUUUACUAAAUCCAAUGUUGAUAACCUCCAAAUUUAUGAUUUCAAACUUUCCUUGUAA
This is a messenger RNA of Vicia faba (fava bean), 1083 nucleotides long. The record is from the annotation of a GenBank genome assembly. Lineage: Eukaryota; Viridiplantae; Streptophyta; Magnoliopsida; Fabales; Fabaceae.